AUGUUCCAAUCUACAAUAAACGGGCACAUCUGGAAGAGGAAACCACCUCGAGUGGCGCAAAAUAGCAUGGGACUUCCCUAUGACAGGGGAGGAUUGGGCCUCCCCAUCAUAAGGGGUUAUUAUAGGGCUACAACAUUAGCCCAAAGCAUCCGAUUAUUACAACCAAAAAAUGCCGGCUUUCAACCAUUGUGGCUGGAAUUAGAAAACGCCUGCCUGCGGCCAUAUGACCUGACCCACUCUCUGUGGACACAUUCUUAUCCCCCGCCAACAACUAAACCCAAGCUACGUUGCACUGAAUUCCAAAUACGGUCCUGGGUGUCCUGGGGUAAACACAUAGUGGGAACAGCAACAUUACUUAGAUCUGCACCAGUGGAAACGCUGGGGGCUCUAUCAACCGACCUGUCACUGAAAACGUGGGCUGACAAAGGUAUAGCCCGGGUGGGAGAUCUAUGCGAAGGCUCAGAAAUCAUACCGUUCCCCACGCUUCAACAGAAAUACUCAUUAAGCACGAGGGACAUGUUCUUAUACCUAAGAGUGAAAAGCGUCCUUCUCACGGCAUUAAAUAGGGGGCUGGACCCGAAUCCCCAGGGGGCACUACAACCGCAACAAAUACUAUCACACACUAUGCUACGGCACCAUCCUCCAAGGCCCUAUUGCAGGGAAACUUUCCUAUAUGACCAAAUGGGAGGAGGAACUGGGAACUUCGAUUCCUUUAGCACAAUGGCAUGA
This is a messenger RNA of Pelobates cultripes (western spadefoot toad), 729 nucleotides long. The record is from the annotation of a GenBank genome assembly. Lineage: Eukaryota; Metazoa; Chordata; Amphibia; Anura; Pelobatidae.